Molecule: messenger RNA, 5085 nt
Organism: Dromiciops gliroides (monito del monte)
Lineage: Eukaryota; Metazoa; Chordata; Mammalia; Microbiotheria; Microbiotheriidae
Gene: FAM107A
Product: family with sequence similarity 107 member A
Exons: 5
Coding region: 664-1191 (175 amino acids)
Biological process (GO): actin filament polymerization; actin filament bundle assembly; regulation of actin cytoskeleton organization
Cellular component (GO): synapse; neuron projection; stress fiber
Source: RefSeq, a predicted model, not a curated record
AGUGACAAGGCUGCCCAUAAGUCUGUCGGCCGGCCAGCCUCUGAGGUCACCGGCCAAGAGCCUCGGCUGGCUCCCAGCUGAGUUGUCUCCCUCAGGUGCUCAUUCCUGGACUUUUCCAGGACCAGAGAGACAAGCUCAAGAGUCCAAGGCUAACACUGCCCCUUCCACCACCACCCCUCCAGGAAUGCUGUGUUGGGCCUGAGCCAAAACAUUCCGGAGGCCAGAAAUCGGCUCAGGGUCCGAGGCCACUUGUGGGAUUUCUUCUCCGACUGGCCCAGCCACCUCGGGCCUCCCGCUUUGUCAAGGGCAAUUACUGUAAGUCCCUUUGCAGAGCAGGAGAUGGGCUUAAGGUUGGAGCAUCUCUGAAAGCUGUCUCUGUGCUGAACGGAGGCUGAGCCCCACCGGGGGAGGAAGAUGAGCCUGCGUUCGGUGGUCACCUCGAUUGAAGGAAAAGCUCCUGCUCGGCUCCUGUAAGGGUCCGGCUCCGUGGGCUCGGGGCUAGCAGCCAGCCUGCCUGGACCGAGUUCUGGCUGUGCAUGCAGCCUCCACCUCCCCCGGGCUCCAGUGGACCCAAGCUUCCCCAAGCAAGAGGCCUUGUCCUGGGCCCCCUCCCUCCCGCAAGGCCAGAAGGAAAAGCCAGGGGGGAGCACCAGCCCCCAUGCCAUGGGAGCAACUCAUGGGAAAAAGAAAGAAUAUUCUCCUCAGUCCAGGUUUCACAAUGAAAAUGGAAAACAUAGUAUGAAUGGUUCAGCUUCCCUGUACUCUGAAAUGCAGAGGGAUAGAACAGAGAGACCUGGGGGAGUCAUGGCCCAUCCGGACUACAAAGACUGGAACUCAGAGCUUAUCAAACCCAAGAAGCUGACGAAUCCUGUAAAAGCCUCUAGAAGUCACCAGGAGUUGCACAGGGAGCUCCUCAUGAACCACAGAAGAGGUCUGGGAGUGGACAGCAAGCCAGAGCUGCAGCGGGUCCUGGAGCAUCGGAGGCGGAAUCAACUGCUUAGGCUGAAGAAAGAAGAAGAAGAAGCCAAGAAACUCAAGUCUCCAUUUGAACAGGAGCUCCUGAAGAGGCAGCAGCGACUGGAUGAGAUGGAAAAAGAAACCAGAAAGGAAGAAGAUCCAGCACCUGAGUUUAUUAAAGUUAAAGAAAACCUGCGACGUAUUGCCACAAUAGCGGGGGAGGAGCAAGUCUAGCAGGUGAGGAUGGAGCUUCGCAGCAUUCACCAGGACUCCGGAAGCCUCGACCCCAGCAGCAUCCACACCCGCCUGUAUCCCGGCAUCUCUGUGUACCACAUGGACAUUGAGACUCGUUCCCGACACUACCGCUUGUUCCAAAAUGCCUCCAGGUGGUUCUGGGUCCAGAACUGGGUUAUUUUCAUGGUCAAGGUACCUGUAGCACUUACUAGUAGGAAUCUUCCCACGAGGAUGGGCGUGGCGCCCCUCCCUAAGGGCACACUAAGGUCUAGGGCACUUCUUUGUCAGUGACAACCUCCAGGUGUAUUCGGCCUGCCCACAUUGGACACCUGCUGGGGGAAAGGGAGGGUGCCCACACACCUGUUUUGGUCUGAAGGGAAAGCUUGAGACUUGGUGAACCAGAUGUCAUUGACGUUAUCCACUUCAGAGUCACAGGAGCCACUUAGUGGCAGCCUCUCUGUGGUCUGCCACACAAAUGCCUCGAAUCUAUCCAGGGACUGUAAGCUAGGAUGCCCUGAUCAGAGCCUGGCCCAUCCGGCCAAAGAAAAAAAAGCUGCCAAGUGUUUGGAAGCCCGAGUUCCUAGUCCCCCCCUCCCAGAUUUGCCAGCAUAGAACUUGAGGGCGGCAGCAUAGAGAUGAUCAUUCUUGGGGUCAGGAUCAGUCAUUCCUGCUCUGGGGGUGGCCUAUCAUGACAAGAGAUCACCCAGGUGCCCUCCUCACCCCGCCCAGGAACAGCCGACCUAUCUGGAUCCAGUGUUCAGACCUUACUAGGCUCCUUCUUAUUACCCACUCCAUUUACUUUUCUGCCUCCUGGGGCAUCAUUUGUCCCUUACCCCCCACCUAUGCCCCCAACCCUGAGGUCCCUUCACUCCCAGGAGUUCUGUGCCAUUUUGUGAUGCCUUAUGUUUCUGAGAAAACUGGAGAAUGUUUAUCCCCCAACUCUCCCACCCCUCUUGCUCAAACUGGAACCCCUCUUUCAAACAGCAUUCUGCCCAGGAAGGGAAGAGCUGAGCACAGGGUGGCAGAGAGAGAGCAGCCACAGUUGGGGCCACUGUUUUCUGCUCCCAAUCCCUCAUCGGGAUCAGUCCAAUCUGGAAAAGUAGCACAAAGCCAGUGUUUGCUCAUUCAUGCCAGCCACCCCAGUGCCAGUCCUCAGCAGCCUCCACUGAGAGCUAAACCAUACCCAACAACCUCCCUAAUCAAAUUGCAAAGCAGAGGCAGACCAAAAGAAGCUUGGAGACUACAAAAUAGACGAAAAAAAAACUGUGAGAAGCCCUGUGUAGUGGAGAGCAAGCCUGCCUCUGAGUUGAAAAGAACCAGGCCUAUGCUGGCUUCCUGGUCCCCCAAAGAUCACCAGGACCUCUGUGUACCAAGCAUUGAGACUAGGAGUUUCAGGGAAGGUGCUGACCUGCCUUCAUUUGAAUCACAAAUCAGAUAAACAACAUAAAAUAAAUCAAAACAUGGAUGGACAGACGGACGGGCAGACAAACGAAUGAAUGAUGAAUGAAAGAAUGAAUGAAUGAAACUGUGCUGAAGUAGAUCAAAUAUCUUUAAGCUGUAUAAAAAUUCUAGUUGCUGGUAGAGCCUUCAUGGAUGAAAUAAGGAUGAAUGAGUGAAGUGCAGAACCGGAAACCAAGGUUGCUCCCAGACAAGUGCAUCUCCCUAUAGGAACACGAUCUUGUUUUGCACCCAUCCACCCACCCCCACCCUAUUUGAACCACACCAGCCUGCUGGGAAAAAGGGGCUUUCGCUAAUAAGGAUUCUUCAUGCCCUUUGUACUGAUGUGUUUGUGGAAUAAUUCCCAGUGAGAGAAACCUCUUUGAAGAAAAGGAAAAUCAAAAUGGGAGCGGGUGGGGAGGUUGGAAGAAGGAGGGAAUUAGAAAAAGUGAACUUGAGAGUUCCGGUGUUCAGGACUUGUCCAUCUGACUUCCUCCAAUCACAUGCAUGCUUAGAUACAUUCUCCCAUGGAAAUCGGGGGCCUUCCAAACAUAAAGAACCUGAGGCCUGGACACCAGGAGGCUUGGGUUCUGCUCCCGGGUCUGCUACUAAAGAGCUAUGUGUAAAUCAUUUGAUGUACGGACCUCAGUUUCCUCCUCUGUGAAAUUAGUAGGUUGGACUAGUCCUUCCAGCUCUUAAUCUAUGAUUCAAUUCAGCUCAAUAAGCAUUUUUAACCCCUUCCUGUGUUUAAGGGGCAUUGUACUAGACAAUGGAGAUAUGAACGUGUAGUCCCUGCUCACGAAGAGCUUACAGUCAGGAGGAGGUGAGGGAUAUGCAAGGUUUUUGUUGGUGGGAGUUGGUUUUUGGUAGUUAAUCUCAUGGUAAAUAUUACCCAAUGUUAUUUGUAUAAAUCCAUUUGUAGAGCCGAGCCUGCUAGCGUGACAUACAUCUGAUGGCAGUCAUUAACCUAGGAACGGUGGCGGGCAGUUCAAUCCCCACCUCAGCCUACUAGUUCUUAUGUGCUAGCUUACUAAAACAAAAUGUUUUUUGCUAAAAAUCUCAGGUGGCACCACCCUGAGGUCAAGAGAGCCACGUGGUCCAUUUUGGAGUCUCAUUUUGGAAACUAGAGAAGUAAACAAACCCUAAGAUCUCCUCCAGUUCUCAAAUUCUGAUUCCCAGCUAAUCACUGGAUCAUAGAAUUUGGGAGAUGGAAGGGAAUUCAGUGACCAUCCAGUCCAGUCCAAUCCCCAAAAAGUAUCCCCAUCCAACAUACCCAACAAGUGAUCAUCUAGCCUGGGCAUGAAGGUUUCCAAUGAGGAGAACUCCACUGCCUCCUAGGGCAGCCCUCUCCCGUCUCCCUCUGAAGCAGCUGGGAUUUGGGCCAUCUGGCAUCAUCUUGUCUCUUUGCAUUCUGUACCCAUGGUUCCUGGUUCUGCCCCCAGGGGUCAGAUAGAGUAGGAACCCCUCUUCUACAUUAACACCCUUCAGACAUCUGGAGGUGGUCAUCAUACCUCUCAUGAGUCUUCUCCUCUUCAGGCUCUUCAACCAAUCCUCAGAGGGUAUGAAUUCCAUGCCAUCCUAGUCAGCUUCUUCUGCAUGUUUUCCAGUUUAUUAGCCCAUCUAAGAUGUGGCACUUGAAAUUCAACACAAUACUCCAGAAGCAGCCUGGUUGUGCCAGGGAGUACCUACCUGGUUGGCACCUCCUUACUUCUGGAGGCUAUGCCUCUCAAUGCAGCCUAAGAUUGCCUUGGGUCUCUUUUGACAGGCACAGCUCAUGUUAACUCAUAUGGAGCUCGUCUCCUACACUGAUUUUUUUCAAAGAAAAAAGGUUGAAGAAACAAAAUGAGCUGAUCUUCCCUCUUUAAAAUGACAUUCUCCAGGCUUCCCUAAAAAGCAACAAAGGCAGAACUAGAAAUGAGAGCCUUCUCUCCAGCCUCUACAACUUCAACUAAAAAAAAAAAAAAAGCCUGUCAAUUCCUAUUUCUUUGAUGAUCAAGAAAGUCAACCACAAAAAAGCUAUCAGACUGGUUUUCCUUUCCCUAACUGACUAAUUCCAGGUACAAAUGUUGGUUGAGUUGAACUGAACUGCACUAAAUCAUGUCAGUCCCUGGCAGUGCUGGAAGGGACUUUGGAAACCAAGUCCAUUGUGAAAGAUACACGGGGAAACUGAGACUCAGAUCAGUCACAUGGCUGGUAAGUGACCAAAUUGGGACUUGAACUCAGAUCUCUUCAUGUCAAGCCCUUUACCUGAGAUAGUGAUGACUUCUUGGAAGACGGUCCUGUCCAAUGCACCUGUGCUCUCCAGGGAGUAGGCAGGUGUGAUUGGUAUUAUGGAGUCUGCCUUCUAAAAGGGCAACUGAAUGUGACCCCAAUGAGACAAUGUUGACAUUCUCCAGAACCCACCAAAAAUGAUUCACGGCUCCAAAAUAAAGUUGAUGAGUUCUCCCGUCUCCUAAA